Molecule: messenger RNA, 2140 nt
Organism: Conger conger (European conger)
Lineage: Eukaryota; Metazoa; Chordata; Actinopteri; Anguilliformes; Congridae
Exons: 3
Coding region: 384-1454 (356 amino acids)
Source: RefSeq, a predicted model, not a curated record
ACAAACAACGCAGCAGCCAAGAACAUUUGUGAAGAGUAUUUUUUUUUCACAUAUACUCUUCACCUUGACUGAAGGUAUAUUUCAUAUUUGGCAAUGCAGGACAGUGAAGUAACAAUAGAUAAGCUGAAACAGCCUCUUCCCCUCCUAUCACCAAUGAGCAAUGUUGUGGUGAUGAUAGACUAAUAUUUUAUCAGAGAAAAGAUGUUGUAAUUUGGGAGUGGUCGAGAAAAGUCUGUAUAUAUAUCACCUGGGAAGAGUGAAGACGCAGACAGCGACUGCUUAGACUUCUACUACUUUAUUGAGUAUCCAGCAGCAUCAGUGCUUUUCAUCAGAAUAACUUUACUGUAACAUUCAAAUAAGAACAUGGCCAAGCUGCAGUCAGGAUGCCGUCCCACCCACCAACAGAUCUGUUGAUGGGAUCCCGCCCAACAGGGGAACGGUUCAUGGGAACGCGCCCAAGGGAAUUGUGGGUAGGAUAUGUGAACUACGUGCCCUUGGUGGGCACUUCUGCCAACAUGGUGGACGGCUUCAUUGCGCUGCUCCAAGGAGACCGAAAGACCGCGGAGGCCAAGGGCUAUAAGGACUUCCUGGAUUCAGCUGGAAUCCGUGACCUGAAGCCAGGGUCCAUCCUUCAGAACGCCAAAAGCCAGACAGUAGUCGGGUGCAGUGCCAAAGUAUCCAAAGAUAUAAAUGACUACAUUAUACAAGCAGUAAAACCAGGGGCGAGCGCCACUGUUAAAGUUACUAAGGCAGCCCAGGCAGGUACAAAUCUAUACACAAACCUUUCCACGUCUUUCGAGGCUCUCAGGGAUAAAUUGAAAGAACGUCGUAUAGACUUGCUAAAAGAUGUACAACAGAACCGAAGGUCUACCCGGGGAGAACACGUUUUCAACAACGCCCUGCUUGGGUUAUAUGGGUCGAUAAUUGAUUUGUUCAUUGAAAGGCACGUCACAAACGGUAACAGAGUGACGUUGGUCGACCGUAUCCCAAACAGCAGCGUUAGUGACGCCUUCCAAGGGAACGCCCCAGAUGGCGAACACAUCAACUUGACUGCUGAUCAGAGACAAAACAUUAGAACCUGGGUAGUUCACAUUCCAGACAAUGUGGUAUAUAUCCCAAUCAACAACAUUCUGUUUGCAUACAUGGCAGACACCAUUAGGCUCAAUGCUGUUGACUACAUGCAUUUAUUUCAUCUGCAUCAAAAUAAUAUGAACGUGUUGCGUAUUCUCGCUCAAUCAGUAGAAUGGAUGCAUAUGCAUCGCGUUUAUCUGGACCCACAGGCCGCGGAAAUUUGGUUUUCUGAAAACCCAAAUCUCAUUCCUCAAUUUCACAUAACUGAAGACGGCGUGCAACGUAUGCUGAGGCACCUCGAUCCCGGGAGGUCAACCCUGUUACAUAAUUUUGUGAAUGACCUGACACGGGCCGCCCAACUGGUGGGUGCACAUUUCCAUUAAUUGAUUUUAUGGGUUAACCGCAGGUAAGAAGCCUUAUGCAUUCCUGCUCAUUGUAAAAUUCUUAGUAGCUUCCGUCAAAAAAAACUUCUUUUUUUUAAAUCAAACUCUUGAAGCUUGUAAGUAGCCUACAGAUGCUGCAUUGCUUUAUCAUUAUUAUUAUUAUUAUUAUUAUUAUUAUUAGUAGUAGUAGUAGUAGUAGUAGUAGUAGUAGUAGUAGUAGAAGCAGGCUCGACUGCCUUGGCCCUGAUACGGUCGGGGAAGAAGAUUAACUUCAACACCGUGAGUGAAGAUUUAUUUAUUUUCCAAAACUUAGUUUAAGUUUCAUUUUAAUUUUUAGAUUUUCAAUGUUUUAUAGAAGACAGUGCAACUGUGUCCUUUUAUACUUUCUAAGGUAAUGCAUUUCCUCCUUUCUCAAAAUGCGCGAAAGUGAAGGGGUUUUAUUUUAUCCCGAAAUAUUUUAUUUCGAAAUGUAAGCACUACAUAAUGUUUAAAAUUAAAGAUUAAAAAUGUAUCUUUAAUAAUUUAACUUAAAUCUUUUUUUAAACUAUAACCAUUGCAUUAAUUUGCAUGUUCUUCUGUAAGAUGUUAAAAUAUCUUUCAACUACUGGUGGAGAAAACGAUGUAAUUGUUUGGGUGUUGGUGACAUCUUGAAGGGUUUCAUUAAAUAAAUUGUCUGCAAACGAUUA